AUGGCCACACAUGUAGCAAUACACAGAAAGCGCGCGUACACAAGCGACGGGGCAUGGAUGGCCUUGUACACGGACCGUAAACCCAAACUUGAUCUUGGAGAGUCGAUCGACAGAUGGGACGCAAUUAAAACCUCGCAAAGUAUUGAUUGUUCCUUUUCACAAAGUAUUGUUUCGGUUGAGGAUGAGGGACCUUCUGGGAUGCAACAACGGGGCCAGCGUGGCAGGGAGAUUCGCGCACUCGUCGUGCAUAAAUCUGUUCCCGGGGGUCGAGAAGAUCGGGAGGGUGCAAGUGUCGCAAGCCCAGUCGGCCACAAAGUCGGGAUCAUGGUCGUUCUCCGGCUCCGGCUCUCGAAAGCUGUGCUGCUUAUUGUAUUGAGGGCCUGGGAAAGAGGAGCAACCAACGAAGGCGAAGAAGCUGCGGCGCUCAGGCAGCAGAAGCGCCGGAAAAUCUGUGGAGACGACAGCAUCACUCCAAAUGAAAUCAACAACUAA
Molecule: messenger RNA, 492 nt
Organism: Striga asiatica
Lineage: Eukaryota; Viridiplantae; Streptophyta; Magnoliopsida; Lamiales; Orobanchaceae
Source: the annotation of a GenBank genome assembly